AUUUCUUCACUACUACGAAUUUCUAAUGUAAAUCAAGAUAUAUGAAGACAGUAUCUGCUUUGAGAUUAUUGCUUCAAAAGUACAAUUCUCUCAACAAAAAGAAGCUUUUAUAGGAAAGCAAUAUGCACUUCAAUUCUGUUUUUGUACAUUUACAGACAAUAUAUAGAUAGCAUAUUGAGAAAUACAUUCUAGCUAAAAUACCUUCUAUGAAGUAAGACGGUUUGAGACGUCUCCGUCAGUUUUUCUCACCUUCCCAGCUGCUAGCUGUACAGGGGCUUUGUAGCCGCCGUAUAUGUACAACUUACACGACGGCUAGAGAUAUGCAUAUACGUACAUUGUAAUGUGACAAAUUUUAUCUUUUAUUUUGUUAGCGUUAUAUUACUUGUAGCAACUGGUUGUUAUACAUGAGCAGUGUAUGGCGCGCCUGCGCGCCGGCACAACAGAGUGAGAGGGCAAUGUAGUGUCGAGGGGACGCGUUGAACUUGCCCUCUCAGCUAUUUCUCUCGCCGAAGGGUCGGUUGUUGUGACGUGAGUGUUGAUAACAUACCUACAGCAUAAUGAACAUCAUAGGCUGUAGGGGCCCACCAGCGUCUCCAAGUCCAAAGCCACUUCACGACAGUCACGCCUACACGUCAGACGUGUUUCGGGAGGCGCGGAGAGCAAAUCCCAGUAAAUCCCUGAGUUCUCAUCCCGGUAAAUCUCCAAGUGUAAUAAUCCCUUGCAUACAACCAAGAGGACCGCACUGUUCCCCGCACUGUAUCACGCAGACGAGAGGACGACUUGCUGUGUUUGUGCUGGUGGUGUUCAUCUGUAGAACCGACUGAACCCGCUAAAGUUCAAACACUUUGGGAACUUGAAUGCUGUGGAGAUGACGGAGGACAGGCAGUGGACGAGAGGCAGCCGUGUUACUGCGGCAGCGGGACGCAUCACGAGCUGCAACAACGACCCCUGCUGUACGUAUGUAAUCGACGGCCCGGGUGAAGGCGGGCCUGCCCCACGAAGUCGACAACGAUAAAGCCUACGCGAGAUAUAUGCAGAUGCUGGCCAGGCGCCAACACACCCUCGCGUCCUCCGCUCCGCCAGACUCAAGCUUCUUCCAGCACCAACAAUGACUGCUCUUAAAAGCUAGCGCAUCAGCGGAGUGCGGCUUUCCUGCCUUUGCUCGUGGUGGUGGGGACCAGGAGGCCCACCAGGAAGCCACACCGAGUCUCCUCCUUGAGGAGGGUGGCCAACUUGCUCGACAGGAGAGGGAGGCUCUUGCUCUACAAGGCCCAGAUACGGCCUUAUUUAGAGUAUGCCGCCCUCUCCUGGAUGUCCUGUGCUGCCUCACACAUCAGCAAGCUCGACGGCAUCCAGCGACGGGCGUUGCGACUGAUGGAAGCAGCAGGUGCCCCAGCCCAUCCUGAGGCUCCCGUCGACACGCUAGAACACCGCAGGGACGUGGCGGCCCUUGUGGUGUUCCACAAGGCACAGGUGCAGGGUGUGCCACAUCUAGCGGGACUACGGCUGCCCACCAGAGUCACCUCGCGGGACACGAGAACGGUGUUAUCCAGUGGUGACUCAGUGGAAGUGCCGCGUUCCUGCUCCAGCCAACACCAGCGCACCUUUUGGGGGAGAGUCUCCAGACUGUGGAACGUCUUCGCGUCCUCCGUCCCUCAUAUCAGGGGGAUGGAUACCCAGGACGUGAAGUUAGCAGCACACCACUGGAGGGGCUCGUUCCCAACCCCCUGCUAACAAUAUAAGUCCAUAAAGAAUAUAUAUAUAUAUAUAUAUAUAUAUAUAUAUAUAUAUAUAUAUAUAUAUAUAUAUAUAUAUAUAUAUAUAUAUAUUUGUGUGUUGUGUCCCACCCCUAAAAUAGGUUGCACACGGCAGUGCGCCUUCGGGUGAUAAUGUAUCUUUGUUUAAAUUAAAAAAAAAAAAAAAAAGGUAAGAAGACUCGUGUACAUAGGGAGAAACCAGCCAGCCAGCCAUUUACCAAUGACAGCUCCUAAAGUAUCUACAGCUCUCCAUUCACUUAGUAGCAGGUAAAGUCAAGAAUUCUGUCCAUCCACUGCAUUCCCAGUGAGAUGCGCCCACUAUCAACUGUCUAUCCUUAGUGCGGCCCCCUCGUAGCUGUCCGCUCUUUGUUUACAAAUGAAAGUUUGACUGUUGUGAACACUUUAUAGGUUCUACUUCAUUUCUAUGUUUAUCUUAUCUUUUAACCAAGUAAGUCUUCAGCUAUGUUGAUGACAAAAUGUUGUCUUCCCAGCUGUCCUCUUGCACGCGACUGUCCGCCCGCGAACUGUGCAUGCUCAGAACCCAAUGUUUACAAACAAAGGCGUAUUGAUAAACAUGCCUGUCCUCUGCUGUCCACAACAACAUGGCUGAAACAAGCUCAUACCACACUCUACCUGUUUCUACCACCACCACAGCCCAUCAGCCCACGCUUUCCUAUACCACCAUGGGAAGACAUCACCAACAUGUUUGCCGUACAUAUUCCAGCCCUACCACACAACUCCUGCUCCCCUGUCCUGGCAGUCACCCUCUUCCUCCAGCUGGAAAAGACAUUGUACCAGCACUACCAUCUAAAAAUAUAUACAGAUGGCUCACACUCUCUCUCCCCUCCUGCCACAGCAGCAGCAAUAUAUGACCCUGCCACAUCCACGUGCAAAACGUGGUGCUACCUCCUGAGACAUGUGUGGUAACAGCUGAGCUCUUUGCUCUUCACCAGCCUACACCACCCUCCACACCACCCAAAGCAAGGGCAAAGCUGUCAUCUACACUGACUCCUGUUCUCCUUACACCUGCUCUUCUCUCACCUCCCACUGUCAGCCACGGCCCAUGUCCACAGCGCCCAGAGCAUUCUCCUUCACCUCACCACUACAGGCUGGGAAAUAACAUUCCAAUCAGUGCCUUCACACUCAGGAAUCCGAAGCAACGAAGUCGUGGUCGUGGACGCCGCUGCCAUGGUAAACCUGUCUGAAGCAAACAUAACACAACCCGCUCCAGCUGCGAUAGUGCCCUCCAUGACGCCCUCCGCAUCACUUUCAUGGGUCGGCACCGCAGACAGUGACUUGUCCCCACAGCCUUGGAUGAGGAAAAAGUCCUGAGCAAGGAACGUCCUUGGUCCCGCGUGUUGAAUGUCGCUCUCACCCGCCUUCGUCAGGGCCACACCAAGCUCGCUCGCUCACUUCUCACCUUCAUUGCCUGGGUCUGGCCCCACGGAUCUUACUGCCCCUGCUGAAGACACACCGAGGAGACCAUAGGACACUUCCUGCUCGAAUGCCACCGCUUCCACUCACACAAUGUUGUACUGUGCUCUAAACUUGAAACUGCAGCGGGCGUCCACCCCUCACUACAACCUGAAGUCAUCCGCCUCACAUGUGCCCACCUAAAGGAGACAGGACAACUACCUAGCCUAUGAUUGCUUCACAGGAGGUCACCAGGGCACAUAUGGUCCAAGGGAGAUCAUCGCAGCCCGCAAGAGGAAGAACGUGAGUGAAGAUUUGGUUAAACAAUUACCCAAAUAUAGGAUUGAAAUAAACCCUUUAAAAUGGUCACAGCAGUCCGGCUUUCGUUUGUAAACAAGGAGCAGACAGCUACGAAAGUGCAAGCUUAUAAAGGGACAGCUACGGCAGGCAGAGGCAGAGACUGCCCAGCCCUCUCUGCUCUGCCUGACUUGGCCUGAGUGCCAUGCAACCAUUCAAGUGCAACAUGUACUGUUACAUCUACAAGAUUAUCGGACACUCCUAGCAAGUCUGGUGCUAUUCUUAAAGCAAGAAAACCGCUUGCAAGAAAGUACCGUGACGGAGGGAACCCUGCCUAGUGUCGUG
Scylla paramamosain (green mud crab) is the source of this 3812-nucleotide messenger RNA. RefSeq lists its product as uncharacterized. Bases 1312 to 1734 code for a protein of 140 amino acids. The record is from RefSeq and is a predicted model, not a curated record. NCBI's taxonomy places the organism in Eukaryota, Metazoa, Arthropoda, Malacostraca, Decapoda, Portunidae. The transcript is spliced from 5 exons.